CCUCGGCUUAUCAGGACACCUUCACUCUUCUGACCUACAUUCACUUUUCUCCCUCCUUUUUUUUUUUUUACCUCGCAUAUUAUUAUCUUCUCUGCUCAGGUAGCAGGGAAAACCGUUAAGUUCGAGCCAAAAAAAAAUCCGUGGUUAAAGAGGGGCGAUUGGGAUCUGAUAGAACCCACCCCACCGCAACGACGAAAGCGUCAUUGAACCAGCUCCUCGUUUUUAAUUGUAUCUCGGCAACGUGUCGAGAGAGAUAGGCUCGGCGUUGGCCGACGGCCUAGAUAGGCUGGAUCUGAGUCAACUGUCUGAAUCAACGCCAUCCUCAUCCGCGUCCGACUCGUUCGAUAUGUCGUCCUCCGAAGGCGCCCCGGAGUCGUGGAUCUCCUCGUUCUGCUCCCUCAUGGGUCACGAGUUUUUUGCAGAGGUAUCGGAGGAUUUUAUCGAGGAUGACUUCAACUUGACCGGACUGCAAUCGCAGGUGCCCAUGUACAAGGAGGCGCUAGAGAUGAUUCUAGAUGUAGAACCGGAAGAGGAUGAAGAGGAAGAAGAGGAGGAGGAGGAAGAGGAGGAUGACGACGAGUUACUCGGUGAUGAGAAACCCCCGGGAUACCGCAGGGCCGGCGAGCGGAGACAUACACGAGUGGCCAGCGAUUUGAGCGUGAUUGAAAGCUCCGCGGAGUUGCUAUACGGAUUGAUCCACCAGCGAUACAUCACUUCGCGGCCGGGCAUCCAGCAGAUGCUGGAAAAGUACGAGAUGCAACAUUUUGGCGUCUGCCCACGGGUCUAUUGCAACGGAUGUAAAGUGCUACCAGUGGGGCGUUCCGACACUCCAGGUCAAGAUACUGUGAAGCUGUUCUGCCCCAGUUGCCAGGACCUUUACAUGCCUCCAAACAGCCGAUUCCACUCUGUCGACGGCGCUUUCUUUGGAACUACCUUUGGUUGCCUAUUCUUCAUGACAUUCCCUGAUUUGGACAUCGGGCCCCGACUCGACGGACCCCUAAGCACAAUGUCCCCUACACGCUCGAGCUCAUUCCCUUCGACCACCACAGCAACGACUACAACAGCAAACCCCACCACAGGCACCCAACCCAGCGAGGCCCCUCGCCCAGUGCUGCCAGCGGAGCUAAACGGUGUGCGGACAGUAAACUUCUGCCCAGGACUUGGUCCAGACAGAAUGUACGAGUCACGCAUCUACGGAUUCCGCGUCUCUGAGCGGUCUCGGUCCGGUCCACGCAUGAAAUGGCUACGGAUGAAGCCAAAGGAGAUUCUGGACCUGGAUGAGACAUCCUUAUACAAGGGGACAACACCCCACGAGGAUGAUGGCGAUACGGAGAUGGGUAGUGCUAAUGCACAGAAUGCCGCCGCUAUAGCGAGAAGGAAAAAGGCCCCGAUGCGACGACGAAGAUAUAAUCCCGACCAGAUGAGCAUAAACGGAGCGGAAGGUUGACAAGGCAGUUGUGUGAACCCCCAAGCAAACAAUCCGCAUCUCCCCGAAAUCUCAUCACUUACGUCCCCAACAACCAAAGACCAGUAAGUCUACGACAUCAGCCUCUCCUCGACUUACCACACAACCCAACCAUCCGUCCAGGCAUCACCACGCAUGUCUUCAUUUUUAGUCGCACUUUAUUUCAUCUCAGUUCUACUACCUACUACCGUAUUAAACUCAAUCAAUUCAUUCCGUUCCAUUACUUUAAUUUAUUCUAUUCCUCGUUACUUUCUGGUCUUGUACCUGCAUCGAGGCGUCGUUGCAUCUACUUUUGCUUCUUUUUCCUUUUUUUUUUUUAUGUUUCCCUUCUUUACUUUAUCUUUCCAUAAUCGAUGAUGUUUAGUGCAGUAAACCGUACAGAAACCAACCCCGACACUCAACUCAGACAGACACAGCAAGACAGAGACAG
Messenger RNA from Aspergillus ochraceoroseus IBT 24754, 1895 nucleotides. RefSeq names its product casein kinase II subunit beta. Gene Ontology annotation, cellular component: protein kinase CK2 complex; cytoplasm. The record is from RefSeq and is a predicted model, not a curated record. Lineage: Eukaryota; Fungi; Ascomycota; Eurotiomycetes; Eurotiales; Aspergillaceae. The transcript has a single exon. Gene Ontology annotation, molecular function: protein kinase regulator activity. Bases 347 to 1447 code for a protein of 366 amino acids.